CUUGUCCCAUAUCUCUUCCAAACUGUCAAGAUCCCUAACAAGCUUUUAUAAGCCAAUCAACCCAACCCCAAGCUAAGUCGGGUCAUCUCCUACCAAUUACCAUUAUAUUGCAUUGCUUCAUUCAUUCUUAUAUUAUUCUUUUUAAUUCUUUUGUUUAAGUCAUCAUAUAUUCAUGGCUGUGGAUACUCCAUUAUUUCAUGUUCUUGCUGUUGAUGAUAGUCUCAUUGAUAGAAAACUCAUUGAGAGACUCCUUACUUCUUCUUCUUUUCAAGUAACAGCAGUGGAUUCAGGCACCAAAGCUUUGGAGUUGUUAGGGUUAGCAGGACAUGAAAAUACAAACCCUCAUCACCAUCAACAUCAUCAAGACAUGGAGGUUAAUUUGAUAAUCACCGACUAUUGUAUGCCUGGAAUGACCGGAUAUGAUCUUCUUAGAAAAAUUAAGGAAUCUGAAAAUCUCAAAGAUAUACCAGUGGUGAUUAUGUCCUCUGAAAAUAUCCCCGCACGAAUCGACAGAUGCCUGGAGGAAGGAGCAAAUGAAUUUUUGCUAAAGCCAGUGAGGUUAUCAGAUGUUGCCAGGCUCAAACCCCAUUUGAUGAGGACUAGAUCAAACGCUCAACAUUCAGCAGUAUAAUAGUGUUGCAUAUUGCACCACAAAAAGAAAAAUUAAUCAAAAUAAAAAUAAAAAUAAAAAUAAAAAAUAAAGAAAAGAAAAUUAAAAUAGUGUUGAGGCGUGAGUUAAAUUUAAGAAAAAAUCUAUAUGUAAUUUAUUUUAUAUAGAUUUAUAGUUUAAUGUCUUUGUUGUUUAGAAUUGUGGUAAUGUAUGAUAAACAACUUAUUAAUUCUCUAAAUUAAGAGAAGAGAUGUUGUAGGAGAAAAAAGAGGAAAUGAUGACAAAAUGCAUGGUAGGAUGAAAGCAUAUGUUCCGUUGUUUUUUUUAGUAAAAAAAUUUAAGCCAUUCUGUAUUUAGGACGUUAGUCAUUAUAAAAGGGUU
Molecule: messenger RNA, 991 nt
Organism: Amaranthus tricolor (Joseph's coat)
Lineage: Eukaryota; Viridiplantae; Streptophyta; Magnoliopsida; Caryophyllales; Amaranthaceae
Product: two-component response regulator ORR9-like
Exons: 5
Coding region: 173-631 (152 amino acids)
Biological process (GO): phosphorelay signal transduction system; cytokinin-activated signaling pathway
Source: RefSeq, a predicted model, not a curated record